Molecule: messenger RNA, 1304 nt
Organism: Sturnus vulgaris (Common starling)
Lineage: Eukaryota; Metazoa; Chordata; Aves; Passeriformes; Sturnidae
Source: RefSeq, a predicted model, not a curated record
AAGAAAAAAAGCUGGAGAAGGGCAAUUUAUCUUUCUUUUCCAGAUGACUGAAAAUAUCUACAGGAUCCUGUCUCUUCGGUUGUCAUCUGUGAGUAGCAUAAGGGAGAGGCGGCUGAGGAACAAAAAUGAUAUCGGUCAAAAUCAUUCCAGCACCUACUUUUUCCUAAGGAACUUCAUGCCCAUAGGGGUUUUCUGUGGGCAUUUCCAGGAGUGAGACCGAGGUACCACAGAUGCAUCCCUACCGGAUCAUGUAAGAAUUUGCUAAUGAGAAACAUACCCCAUCCAGACCUUCUCUGCCCGCUUUGCAGUACAUGGUUUGGUGUAAGCACAGCAAUUCUCACAUCUUUCUCUCCCUUUUAAGUCUCUUGAGCUUGGAGACCUCUCUCCUCAUUGCAAUUAUGAUUAUUUGCAACAUCAGUGCCAUCAAAGAUUGGAGCACUUUCCUUUCCCAAAUCCUCCCCAGCGUUAACAAGACUCUGAACUUGGUACAGCAAGUGGAAGCCACCACCAGCUCGGUGGUAAGUGUCCUCCAGGACCCUGAACAGGACAACUACCUGUCCAAUAGCCAGUCUAUGAACUCCAGCAACUUCACAGCUGGCCUGGACCACUUGUUCCAGUACUCAUACUCGGACAAUGACCAGCUCUACAAGGAGUACAAGCCCCCUCCUCGAGAUGCCAUUCCUCUGCCCAAGGCUGUCCUCUACCUCCUCAUGGCAGCACUGGUGGUGGUGGCAGUGGCGUAUGCCAUCGUCGGGCACCUCAUCAAGGACCUCAUUUACGACUUUGUAGACUGGAUCUUUGGCCCCAGCCCGGAUGACAACAGCAACAAGAGCGACAUCAACUGCAUCAGCAACAGCGUCAACGAGAUGAGCGAGAUGCCCGAGGCACCGCGGCACCGGGAGCGCCACCCCCAGGACGUGGUCAUUGCCAUCAGCGAGACUUGCCACUUGCCACAGCAGACGUGACCCGUGCCACGUCCGGGCCAGGCGGGAUGGAGCAGCGGGAUGGAGAGGAGGGAUGGAGCAGAGGGAUGCAGCGGAAGGAUGGAGCAGUGGAACAGUGCAGCAGCCACCUUGCAGGACCGGGCAGGGAGAGGAAGGGAUGGGCAGAGCUGGCACCGUGGAGCAAAGCCCUUCUCCCCCUGGUUUUACCAGCCUCUAAGGACCUUUCCAGGGUGGGUGGCAUCACCCCUUCUCCCAGGCUUGUCAGCCCUGUCCUGACAUCUGCCGUUGGGUUUGUGGCCCCCUCUUUUUUCCCUGUGAAUAGCAAAAAAGAAAAAGCAAAUGCAAAAUACACCCACCAAA